GCAAAACUGUAAAAGUUGUAAAACGACCAAGCCGUUUAGAAACGCAUACAUGCAAGGCUUUAUCAGGAUGAGAUCACAGCUUUAUCUGCUAAGUUCACAGUGCAUUCCAGACUCGUAGAUGCAAGCCUCCUCUUUCUCUGAUAACCAUUAGCAGUCUUGCAUCUGGCCAGGUGGAGAGCCGUGGUCCUCUCUCUCAUGCCCCCCACAGUGCCUCCCAAACUCCCUCUGGAAUGGAGAGCAGUCAACCAGUCAACAUCACCGAUCCAAGUACACGUCGGAAGAAGAAACGCAGAUCUCGGGCCGCAGACAGUUUCACUGGAAAAUUUUGUGAUCUGUACAGGCUGACCGAUGAGCUGCUGGGUCAGGGAGCCUAUGCUAAAGUCCAGGGGUGUGUGAGUUUACAGAAUGGAAAUGAGUAUGCUGUAAAGAUAAUAGAGAAGAACACUGGUCACAGUCGCAGUAGAGUUUUCAGAGAGGUGGAGACACUUUAUCAGUGUCAAGGAAAUAAGAACAUUCUGGAACUCAUUCAGUUUUUUGAAGAUGACAGCUGUUUUUAUCUUGUUUUUGAGAAGUUACGUGGAGGUUCCAUUUUGACACACAUUCAGAGUCGAAAAUACUUUGAUGAGAGAGAGGCUAGUCAUGUGGUCAGAGAUAUAGCACAUGCGCUGAACUUUCUGCACAACAAAGGAAUCGCUCAUCGGGACCUCAAGCCUGAAAAUAUCCUGUGUGAAUAUGCCGAUAAGGUGUCUCCUGUGAAGAUCUGUGAUUUUGACCUUGGCAGUGGAGUAAAGCUGAACAGUGCCUGUACCCCUAUAACUACCCCUGAGCUCACCACACCGUGUGGCUCGGCAGAGUACAUGGCUCCUGAGGUUGUCGAGGUCUUUACAGAUGAAGCAUCAUUCUAUGAUAAGCGCUGUGAUCUCUGGAGCCUUGGUGUCAUUCUCUACAUCCUUCUUAGCGGGAGCCCUCCCUUUACUGGCCACUGCGGCACCAACUGCGGCUGGGAACGAGGAGUGACCUGUCGUGCCUGCCAGAACAACCUGUUUGAAAGGAUUCAAGAGGGAAAGUAUGAAUUUGGGGAUGGAAUCUGGGCUCAGAUAUCAGAUGAUGCUAAAGAUCUGAUCUCACGGCUGCUGGUGCGAGAUGCCACUUUACGACUGAGUGCAGCUCAAGUCCUAAAGCAUCCCUGGGUGCAAGGGAAUACACCCGAAAGAGUUCUUCCAACUCCUUGUGUUCUACAAAGAAACUUCAGCACUAAAGACCUGACACAGUUUGCAGCAGAAGCCAUCGCAUUCAACCGACAACUGUCUCAGCAGGAGGAAGAGCAGGAGGAAUUUGGGGCCGUUGUCUGCUCUAUGAGGCUCUCCCCUCCCUCUAACUCAAGAUUAGCCCGUCGCAGAGCACAGUCGCAUGCACUACGCACGGAUACCUGACACCUGCCCACAGCACAGGAAUUGAGUAACACACAUACACAACACAUAUGGUGCAUUUUAAGGCUUCAUACAGGCAUACAUUCUCUGCCUAACAGAAUAGCUUAUUGAGGAUGCCUUAAAGCACUAACCCUCGGCAAACACAAUUGCACACCACAAGCUCAGUGCUUACUAACCUUAAGUAUGCUUACCACAAAAAAAAAAAACCUCAGAUAUUUCUAUUUUGCAUUUAAAUUAGCAUCAGGUUUAGGUUCAUGUUCAUCCUUAACUAGUUCUCAGUGUAAUGGAGUUUUGUCUUUUAAGUAUCAAAAACUAUAUAUAUGUAUUUUAAUAAUAUUUAAAUAUUUAUAAGCAAAUAUUUAUGACAAAGUGUUUUGCUGUCACAAAAAGGGUGCCCAGCUCUAAGGGAAUUUUGCAAAGCUAUUGAUUUUGAGUGGAGCUUUUAAACAUUAGCAUUUCUAUUCUAGGAAUGAUUUAACUUAAUUUUUAAAAAUUUUAAAUUCACUUAACAUUCUUUUAAGGGUUAGUUCACACAAAAUGAGAAUUCUUUCAUAAUUUACUCAACCCAAUGUCACACCAAACCUGUAUGAUUUUAUUUCUUCCAUGGAACACAAUUGGAAAAGAUUGGAAAGUCUUCCAAGUCUUCUUGCCAUAUAAUGUAUAGUGAAAAGUGAUUCCAGACUAUAAUACAAAAGCCAUAAGAUCACUUGAGUUGGUAUUCACCCCUAAAUUAAAGCUUUGAUCAACUUCCAAAAGUAGUGCCCAAAUCAAAUGUGGCAACUACUGUGCAGGUUGGCAGUAUGAAGAUUUUUCAAAGUGUUCCUUUUGUGAUCUAUGGAAGGGCAUAUAGAGGGUAAGUAAAUUAUGCCAGAAAUGUACUUCUGGUGAACUGAAACUAUUCCUUUAAGGUAUUUCAGUUACUGUGAAUUACUGGACCUCUUGCAUUUUGUUACUUUUUAUUUAUAACAAGAUGUACACAUAUUAACCCAUCUAGCCCUAUAAACUUCUAGCUGUACAUCAUUAUUGUUGAGUAAACAAUGUCUUUGUUUAUUUGAGCAAUGUAAGCCAUGCUGCCUGACACUAAUCAACCUUAGAAUUUCAUGCCUAUCUAUACAAAUGUAUAUUGUGUGGCAUGCUCUGUGUAAAGCUUGAAGAGGUAUGUAUGCAGUAAGGUGCUGAGGUAGAAAUUUGACCAAUUACUGUCUGGUUUGUAAAUAUGGUACAGUAAUUAUUUUUGUGUCUUUCAGGUUUCUGAUUUUAUAUAUAUAUAUAUAUAUAUAUAUAUGAAACUAUAUGCUUUUGUUUUGUGUAGAAUUAUAUCUGUCUUUUUUAAAGUGUUGAAUAUUCUGUUGCAAACAUGCAGUAUUUUCUAUGAAUCAGGGCAGUGGGCAUGUUCUGUUAAUAGACUAGUUGAUAGGUGCUGUAAAUUUAAAAUGUUUUGCAUUCAGUGAAUUUGGGGCAGAGCUCCUAAAAUGUGGUGGUCAACUGUUAAAGGAGCUUUGCUGCUAAAAGACCUCACAUUUGCCUUUUGUAUUAACAAAUUAUAAAACAUUACCUUCCUUAAAGUUAUUUUUCCUCUUAUCCCUUGCUCAAAAUGCUGCUUGAGGUGAGAAGAAUACAUUUUAUUUUUUUACAGUAUGUACGUUCAUGAGCAUGUGUUGGGAAACAUUCAAUGUACCUGGGAUGAAACUAGAGCGCACUACCUCAUUUAAAUGGUCUAUGUUCUCAGAGUGUGUAUGAUAUACCUUUAAUGAACUAAAGUGCUUCCCAGUCUUGGUUCAGGAAUGUCAUCCUACAGGAAUAAGAAUAA
This is a messenger RNA of Xyrauchen texanus (razorback sucker), 3240 nucleotides long. Its product is annotated as MAP kinase-interacting serine/threonine-protein kinase 1-like. Bases 231 to 1433 code for a protein of 400 amino acids. Gene Ontology annotation, cellular component: nucleus; cytoplasm. The record is from RefSeq and is a predicted model, not a curated record. Gene Ontology annotation, molecular function: ATP binding; calmodulin binding; calcium/calmodulin-dependent protein kinase activity. Gene Ontology annotation, biological process: peptidyl-serine phosphorylation; intracellular signal transduction; protein autophosphorylation. NCBI's taxonomy places the organism in Eukaryota, Metazoa, Chordata, Actinopteri, Cypriniformes, Catostomidae. The transcript is spliced from 13 exons.